Molecule: messenger RNA, 2070 nt
Organism: Debaryomyces fabryi
Lineage: Eukaryota; Fungi; Ascomycota; Pichiomycetes; Serinales; Debaryomycetaceae
Gene: MTO1
Product: tRNA modification protein
Exons: 1
Coding region: 1-2070 (689 amino acids)
Biological process (GO): tRNA wobble uridine modification; tRNA methylation
Cellular component (GO): cytosol
Molecular function (GO): flavin adenine dinucleotide binding
Source: RefSeq, a predicted model, not a curated record
AUGCUACGGUUCUCUGAAAGAUUCAUUCCAAAAAUUUCAACUACGAAGUUUUACCAACAGAGCAGAUCUAUUAUUAUUAAUGCUGAUUUACAAAGAAAAUUAGAUGAAUCAACGAAUCAUCCUGUUGUAGUUAUAGGAGGAGGACAUGCUGGAUGUGAAGCUGCUACAGGGUCAGCAAGGUCCGGAACUUUGACUACUUUGAUUACACCUAGUGUGGAUAAAAUUGGCACAGCAUCCUGUAAUCCAUCAAUGGGUGGUGUCGGAAAAGGAACUCUACUUCGAGAAAUUGAUGCAUUAGAUGGUGUUUCGGCUCGUAUUACUGACAAAGCAGGUAUUCAUUUUAAAAUAUUAAAUGCCUCCAAAGGUGCUGCAGUACAUGGUCCUCGUGCUCAGAUUGAUAGAAAGAUAUAUUUAACUGAAAUGCAAGAAGAGAUAUUGAACUAUGAAAACUUGAGAGUACUUGAAGCUCAAGUUGAGGAUAUUAUUAUUGAGCCCCCAAGAGAUCAAGUCAUUGACGUUUCAGGUCGAAACUUUGGAAUAGUGAGGGGGGUUGUAUUAUCUGAUGGCAGUAUCUUAAAAUGUUCUAAAGUAGUUGUUACAACGGGUACUUUUUUGGGAGGUGAAAUUCACAUAGGUCUUUCUUGUCACCCUGCAGGGCGUAUGGGCGAAGAGGCAACAUUUGGCUUGUCUAAGACUUUUCGUGAUGCCAGCUUUCGCUUGGGGCGCUUGAAGACGGGUACUCCCCCAAGACUCUCAUCGAAGACCAUAGAUUAUACAAACUUGGCUCCUCAACUUUCUGAUUACCCUCCACAGCCGAUGUCUUUUAUGAACGAUCAAGUAGAUCUUCAAGAACAGCUAAUGAAAUGUCAUAUGACGGCCACAACACCCGAAUUGCAUAAACUUAUCGCUGAUAAUCUAGAUAAAUCAAUACAUAUCAGAGAAACUGUCAAGGGUCCUCGAUAUUGCCCAUCUAUUGAAUCUAAAAUUAUAAAGUUCCCGCAGAAAUCUACUCACCUUGUAUGGCUUGAACCUGAAGGAUUGGAUACUGACUUGGUUUACCCCAAUGGUAUAUCAUGCACAAUGCCAGCUGAAAUACAAGAGAAAAUGGUAAAAUUGAUGCCUGGUUGCGAAAAUGUUACCAUGAUACAACCAGGUUAUGGUGUUGAAUAUGACUAUGUUGAUCCAAGAGAGUUAAAAAUGACCUUAGAAACAAAGCUAGUUGAUGGACUUUAUCUUGCAGGACAGAUUAAUGGUACUACAGGUUACGAAGAGGCAGCCGCCCAAGGAUGCUUAGCAGGUAUUAAUGCUGGUUUGGCUUAUGCAAACAAGCCAUCGUUGGAUAUUCAUAGGUCAGAUGGGUAUCUAGGGGUAUUGGUUGAUGAUUUAAUUACCAAAGGUGUUGAAGAACCUUAUAGAAUGUUUACUUCACGGUCAGAGUUUAGAAUAUCUAUCAGGUCUGACAAUGCAGAUAAAAGGUUAACUCAAAAAGGUUACGAAGCUGGUGUUGUUAGUGAACAUAGAUAUAAUCACUUCAAGAAUGAAAUGAAACAUUUUGAUUCUAUAAAGGAACACUUAAAAUCUCUAUCAUUCUCUGGUGCAAAAUGGGCACCAGUAUUAAAAGGCUCUACUCUGGAUAUGAGUAGAACUACAGUUGUUGAUGGUUGGAAAUUACUUUCUUACAAGGAUGUGACCCUUUCAGAUAUAAUUCCUCAUUUGCAUAACUUUACCUCUAAUGGAGAGUUACCAGACUUAUACAACCACGUUAACAGAAGAUUAAUGGGACGUAUUAAUGUCGAAAGUACGUACGAACCUUGGAUGAAAAAAGAGGAAGCGCAUUUAAGAGCCUAUCAAGCUGACGAGAAUUUGCUUUUACCUUUGAACUACAAUUAUACAAAUGAAGGAAAUUUAAAAAUUUCUUAUGAAGUUUGCCACUUGUUGAAUACUAUACAACCUGCAACGAUAGGUCAAGCUAGACGUAUUCAGGGGGUUACACCAGCUGCAAUCUUCGAAUUAUUUAAAUUAGUAAAGGGUAACCAAGCAGAGCUUGCAAUGCAGCGAGAACCUAAUUAA